CGCCGCCGGAGCACGAGGCGCCGCCCCGGGCAGAGCAGAUGACAAUAAUGGCGGUGGGAAACCUGACGGAGAGUUGGUUCCAGAAGCUUGACUCAAUGUUGAGGACCCUCAACCAGACGUUCUACUGGAAGGAGCUGUGCGCCCCAGACGCGAAAUACGGAAGGGAGGAGGGGGAGAAAGAGACCUACGCUUACAUGUACAUCCUCUUUGUGAUGAUCCUGUUUGCCGCGACAGUCGGGAGUUUGAUCCUUGGGUACACCAGAUCCCGGAAGGAGGUGGACAAACAGAGUGACCCCUACCACGUUUACAUCAAGAACCGGGUGUCUAUGAUAUGAGGGACAAAAAGAGAAAGGCGGCCAUGGGGGAAGGGGGCCGCCGCCGUGGAGAAACUCUCAACGGCAUCCUUUGCCGGAAGAAAUUCCUUUACUGACUCCUUUUAAAUUCUUUCAGGAACUGGGGCGCACCUCUAUUCGUAUGGGUGGAAAGACAAUCUAAGAGCAUCCUCAGACAAGUGUUUUAUCACACACUCGUUACGGGCCACUCAGAGUUUUUUGCGGGUCCUUUUGAUGACGACGUCCGCCUCCCGCGUGUCUCCCGCCCCUUCUGCUCAUAUUCCUGUUGCAAAAAAAGAUCCGGAAAAUCGGGAUUUGGGAGCUGUAGUGAAACAUGCUGCCAUUUCCUGCUGUGCGCAGGAGAAGCAGCGGGAUAAAAAACGCCCACUGAAUGGGCCCCGUGGUCAUUGUUUACUUCCUCUUUCUUCCCUGUGUAAAGAAAGAGGAAGUAUUGUGAGACAGAAGUGGGAGGAAAAGCAACGGUAAGGGAACGGAGUACCUUCAACAUCUAAGGUCCUCCUCCGGGUGCCUACUCCGAUAGAGGUGCGGAGUGUGGCCACGAGGGUCAGGGCCUUUUCGGUGGUGGCCCCCAGACUCUGGAAUGAUCUCCCUGACGAGGCUCGCCUGGCACCAACGCUGCUAUCUUUCCGGCGCCAGGUUAAGACUUUCCUCUUUGCCCAGGCAUAUGGAGGCACAUCUUAAUCACCCACAUGUUUAGGGUUUUUUUAACGGUUUUUAAUGCUUUAUGUGUGUAUGUUCUGUGUUUUAGAAUUUUAAAUUUUGUAUACUCGUUUUUAUCUUAAUUUUAGAAUUUCUGUAAACCGCCCAGAGAGCCCUGGCUAUGGGAGCAGUAUAUAAGUGCAAUAAAUAAAUAAAUAAAUAAAUAAAUAAAUAAAAUAAACACGAUUUCCCCCUGUCUGAUGACGUUCCAACAUGCAGGGAGACAAGGCUGUGUGUGGAAAGGAAUAUUGGUGGAUAGGAGCGAAUUUGACCCCCAGAUUAACAAGAACUGUUUUUUUUUAGUUUUGAAAUAAUAGUUUUCAUUGAUUCCUUCCUCCCAGGGUGUACAAUAAACCGAUCACUUUGCAGGACUGAGACAUGAUGUAGGUGUCUAUGGUGGAAAGGCGGUGGAAGUUCUCCUCUUGCAGUGCUGUUGUUCAUUUCUGUGGAUCUGUGCAUGUGUGCAUGCAAGCACAUACAGUACCAGCUGCUGCCCGCCAGACUUUUCUGCUUUUCCGUUUGUAACGAUGUCAUGU
Molecule: messenger RNA, 1588 nt
Organism: Elgaria multicarinata webbii
Lineage: Eukaryota; Metazoa; Chordata; Lepidosauria; Squamata; Anguidae
Gene: KCNE3
Product: potassium voltage-gated channel subfamily E regulatory subunit 3
Exons: 2
Coding region: 39-335 (98 amino acids)
Biological process (GO): negative regulation of delayed rectifier potassium channel activity; potassium ion export across plasma membrane; regulation of heart rate by cardiac conduction
Cellular component (GO): membrane
Molecular function (GO): delayed rectifier potassium channel activity; voltage-gated potassium channel activity involved in ventricular cardiac muscle cell action potential repolarization; transmembrane transporter binding
Source: RefSeq, a predicted model, not a curated record